UGGGUGUGUGUUGUUGUAGUUAAAUAUCCUAUAAAACUGCAACAAAGAGCGCAGAUGCAACAUGACGCACUUGAGCUUGUCAAAAGCUUGUGCAUGGAGAUAUUAGAGUUGGACGAUGCCAAAGCCUUCUCUUUAUUUCAACAACCACUUUUAAUUGCCGCAAAUUUAGGCACUCACGAAAUUAUAGAAGAGAUUGUAGACGUAUUUCCUCCAGCAAUUUGGGCUUCGGAUGAGGAGAAUCAUAACGUGUUUCAACUUGCUGUCUUACAUCGUCGAGAAAAUGUUUUCAAUCUUAUACAUCAAAUGAGUGAUUACAAGCAUCUAAUCACAAGAUAUAUAGAUCACCGCAUGAUAAUAACAUAUUACAUUUGGCUGGCAAGUUACCAUCUUCAGACAGGCUUAAUCUUGUAUCGGGUGCAGCUUUACAAGUUCAACGGGAGUUGCAAUGGUUUAAGGAAGUGAAGAAGUUUGUGCAGCCUGGCCAAAAAGAGGCAAUAAACAAAGA
Molecule: messenger RNA, 505 nt
Organism: Chenopodium quinoa (quinoa)
Lineage: Eukaryota; Viridiplantae; Streptophyta; Magnoliopsida; Caryophyllales; Amaranthaceae
Exons: 2
Coding region: 55-462 (135 amino acids)
Source: RefSeq, a predicted model, not a curated record